Melopsittacus undulatus (budgerigar) is the source of this 971-nucleotide messenger RNA. RefSeq names its product clathrin light chain A (gene CLTA). Lineage: Eukaryota; Metazoa; Chordata; Aves; Psittaciformes; Psittaculidae. Bases 45 to 692 code for a protein of 215 amino acids. Gene Ontology annotation, biological process: intracellular protein transport; clathrin-dependent endocytosis. The record is from RefSeq and is a predicted model, not a curated record. The transcript is spliced from 5 exons. Gene Ontology annotation, molecular function: clathrin heavy chain binding; structural molecule activity. Gene Ontology annotation, cellular component: synaptic vesicle membrane; clathrin coat of trans-Golgi network vesicle; clathrin coat of coated pit.
CUGCAGGGGCGCGGGAGCUGCCAUUCUUGCUUAGUGUCGCCGCCAUGGCAGAGCUGGAGUUCGUGGGCAGUCAGCAGCAGACUGUGGCUGCCGGUAACGGGGUUUUGGAAGGCAUCGAGGAGGAUCCUGCUGCCGCCUUCCUGGCGCAGCAGGAAAACGAGAUCGCGGGCAUCGAGAAUGACGAGGGCUACAACAUCCUGGAGAACGGCGAGGUGCCGGCGGAGCUGCAGGUCCCGGAGGGCCUGGACCCGGGUGCUGUUGACAGAGUGGUUAAUGGAGAAGUCUAUCAGGAGAGUAAUGGUACAAAUGACUCCUCUGCUGCCACGUGCCAGGUAGAUGGACUGCAGUCAGAGCCAGAGAGCAUUCGUAAGUGGAGAGAUGAGCAAAAGGAGCGCCUGGAGCAACUUGAUGCGAACUCACGAAAGCAGGAAGCAGAAUGGAAAGAGAAAGCAAUAAAGGAGUUGGAGGAGUGGUAUGCAAGACAAGAGGAAAAGCUCCAGAAAACAAAAGCCAGCAACAGGGCAGCUGAAGAAGCCUUUGUGAAUGAUGCAGAAGACAUUUUUCCGGGCACUGAGUGGGAACGUGUGGCUCAGCUCUGUGACUUUAAUCCCAAGUCUAGUAAGCAGGCAAAAGAUGUGUCCCGCAUGCGUUCAGUCCUCAUCUCACUCAAGCAGGCUCCGCUGGUUCGCUGAAGGAGAGCAUGAUGGAAACACUACAAAUGCAAUAUUGUAACCUUACUCAGAGAAGCUACGUUUGCAGUAAUUGGUUUAAUUGUUUCAAUUUUAUUAUUUUUUUUGGACCAAACAUCAUCAUGUAUCUAGAGCUGAUCAUUGUUUGAUUGCAUGUUCUUCCUCGUGUUUCGUUUCUGUGUCUGAAAUGGCAGAACCUCCAAAACUCUAGUCUCUGUGCGGUUGUGCACAGAGAUGUCACUUCCCACAUUACUGAUAUUAAAGAUCUUUUAAACAGCAAAA